GCGCACAGUCUUCUUCAAAACUCCGGCGAGUAUUGUUUCCCCCAAGUGCAUCGACGACAACUGGAAAUAUGAAUAUUUUUAUUGUUCUUGUGGUGGUAUCGAUGUUUUUAAACUUUAUACAGGCCGCACCCAGCGUGGAUAUUUCCAAUGAUGAAUUAUUGGAUGGAAAAUACCUGUGUGAAGCCGGCUCAAAGAAAUACGAUGGACCAUUUAUAGUUAGAUUGAUUUCCGCUGCAAAUGGACAAACCGUCGUUUGCUACGAGUGUCAGUUGGAUUACAAGGCCAAGUAUAAUGUGAAAUCCUGCUUGGAUCGGAGAAUCGGUGGCAACAGCCAUCACCGGGACAUGGUGCCGUACCUGGUGAGAAUGGACCCCAUAUACAGCAAGGACAGCGCCGCAUGGGGCAGCAAGCUAAAGAGGAACUUUGACGAAAUCGACAAGGCCUCGGCCAGCUUCAGCAUAUUGAACCAGCUUGUCUAGUGACGACAACUCCACCCUUGGACUUUCAGAUUAUAAAUGAUCACGGAUACGAAUCGAUCGCGUCACGCCUAAAAUACUGCUUCAUGUCAAGGGAUUAUAUAGAUAGUUUGUAAACAAAACUCAUCCUCAUCUCACCUACUUUACUGAAUGUGAAUAAAACGAUUCGUACUUGUUAUUAA
Molecule: messenger RNA, 658 nt
Organism: Drosophila serrata
Lineage: Eukaryota; Metazoa; Arthropoda; Insecta; Diptera; Drosophilidae
Gene: Orcokinin
Product: orcokinin
Source: RefSeq, a predicted model, not a curated record